UUUGGUCGUUGAUUCAAGUUAGUGUCGGUGUUAUCCAUUAGAUUAGUGUCGACUGGAAUAUCACAUUCAGCCACUGUGCUAGCUGUUUCCAGUUCAUCUCUGAACACACACCGACAUCUGUUAGCUCUUAGCAGCCGCGGCUAACGGUCAGUUUACAGUCAGUAGCAGCUUCCGGUCACUGAUGGAAGAUGGAGCUUCAGUCUCGUCAGACAGAAACAAUGGAGGAGGCAACACAGACCAGAGGAGCUCAGCAAGAAGAGAACUCGGGGUUAAAGAGGAAGCAUGUUGAAGAUGAAGAAGAGAAGAUGUCACCUAGCAAGAAGCAGGUGCUUGAUCACAGUGUGAAGGUGGCAAGUCACUACAACCAGCUGCAGGAAGUCGGCCUGGCAGCUCGUAGCAGAAGCCGAAUCUUCUUCAUGAGGAACUUCAACAACUGGCUGAAGAGUGUUCUAAUUGGUGAGAUCUUGGAGCAGGUAAGAGGGGCGGGAUCUCAGCAGGUGUCUGUGUUGGACCUUGGUUGUGGAAAAGGAGGAGACCUACUGAAGUGGAGAAGAGGAGGAAUCGAUCACCUGGUCUGUGCAGAUAUUGCAGGGGUUUCUGUGGAACAAUGUCAGAUUCGUUAUGACGAGAUGAAAAAAAAGAGUCACCGUAACGAGAAAAUCUUCACUGCUGAAUUCAUCACAGCAGACUGUUCAAAGGAGUUAUUGUCAGAGAAACUGGAUGAUGCUGAGCUUAUGUUCGACAUCUGCAGCUGUCAGUUUGUGUAUCAUUACUCAUUUGAGAGUGAGCACAAGGCUAAUGUGAUGCUGAGAAAUGCCUGUGAGCGUCUUAAACCUGGAGGGUACUUCAUCGGUACAACGCCAGAUGCCUUUGAACUUGUUAAACGUUUGGAGGCAUCUGAUUCGCUGUCAUUUGGUAAUGAGGUUUUCAAAGUGACCUUUCAGUCCAAAGGUUCCUACCCUCUGUUCGGAUGUCAGUAUCACUUUAACCUCGAGGAAGUCGUCAACGUUCCAGAGUUCCUCGUCUACUUUCCUCUCUUUGAACACAUGGCAAAGCAGUACAAUAUGCAGCUGGUGCUGAAACAAAGAUUUGCAGAUUUCUUUGAGGAGAAGGUGAAGAAGGAGAAUCAUCGCAGCCUCAUGAUGAAGAUGAUGGCUCUGGAGCCAUUUCCCAGUGAGGAUGGUCAGCAAGCCUCAGACAGUGCAGAGGAAUACUGUCAUGCUAAAGAGCACUGUGACCGAGCCGACGUCAGAACUCCCCUGGGAACGCUGAGCAGAUCUGAGUGGGAAGCUACCAGUAUCUACCUGGUGUUUGUGUUCCAGAAGAUGUCCUGAUGCUGCGCUCACCUGCUGCUGUUUGUCUCACUGUUCUUCAGCUCAUAUUUGUGUUUCUGUUGCUUUAAGUCAUUUUUGAUAAGAAAUGAUUGUUUUGUUUGCAAAUGAAAUAAAACUUCUGUCAAACGUU
Messenger RNA from Pelmatolapia mariae (spotted tilapia), 1464 nucleotides. It is a transcript of the gene rnmt, whose product is annotated as RNA (guanine-7-) methyltransferase. NCBI's taxonomy places the organism in Eukaryota, Metazoa, Chordata, Actinopteri, Cichliformes, Cichlidae. The record is from RefSeq and is a predicted model, not a curated record. Gene Ontology annotation, cellular component: nucleus. The transcript is spliced from 11 exons. Gene Ontology annotation, molecular function: mRNA 5'-cap (guanine-N7-)-methyltransferase activity. Gene Ontology annotation, biological process: 7-methylguanosine mRNA capping. Bases 189 to 1334 code for a protein of 381 amino acids.